AUGGCCUCAACGUUUCGCAAUCCUGCUAUGAGCCCUUUCAUUGAACCGAAGCCAGCGUCAUCCGCGCAAGCCUCAACGAUAAUUUUGGACGCCCAUGCACGUUUCUCGCAGACCAGAUUAUACCACGACACCGCACUCCACAAUCACCAAACGCGAAUGUGUUCUGGUUUUUCAUUUUUCAUACAGCGCCUCGGAGAUCUUGAGAUAUACAUGCUGACCUUCGUCUCAUCUAGCAAAUCCCUCCAAAUAUGGUGGUUGUCCCAGUGUUCAUGGAUGGCCGGUAACGACGCUACUGCCCUGAGGUCAUUGCAAUUUGCGCGCCAACCUCACCCCAACCGCGACUACCAAAACAUCCUCCAGCAACCACCAAACUCAUCGCAAAUGGCUCAAUCCACAAUGAAGGCCUGGAUCUACUCCGGCACAACAAACGGGCUAGAGAAAAACCUCACUUUCGACACUACAGCCAACACCCCCAAGGUCUCAGGCGACGAAGUCCUCAUCAAAGUCCUCUCCGCCUCCCUAAACCCAGCAGACUACAAAGUCCCCGAGAUGGGCAUGGUAGCUCAAAAGCUAGUCAUAGGCACACCCGCCAUCCCAGGAAUGGAUUUCUGCGGCGAAGUCAUCAGCGAUGGCCCAUUCACCCCAGGCCAACUAGUCUACGGAUGUCUGAGCAGACCUUCUCGAUUCGGCUCCCUGGGCGAAUACCUCGUUGUAUCUGCUGAUUUCCUCGUUCCUGUCCCGGAGGGCGUGGAGAUCGACCACGCCGCCUCAAUCGGUAUUGCCGGACAGACGGCGUACCAGAGUUUGGCGGGGUACGUGAGUGCCGGCGAUCGGGUUUUCAUCAAUGGUGGGUCUGGGGGAUGUGGCAUCUUCGCGAUUCAGAUUGCUAAGGAACUGGGCUGCCAUGUUACGACUACGUGUUCGACGAGGAAUGUGGAGUUUGUGCGUGGCAUUGGCGCGGACGCGGUGAUUGAUUACUCUGCGGAGGAUGUGGUUGCGAGAUUGAAGGAGGGAGAGGUCUUUGAUCAUGUCGUUGAUCAUAUUGGGGUUCCGGCGCCGCUUUACCGCGAGUCAAAUGCGUUUUUGAAACCUGGAAAGACUUUCGUGCAGGUUGGGGCUUCUGCUAUGGCUACUUUUGCGGAGAGAUUGGUGGUUCCGGGCUUCUUGGGUGGCGGGAAGAGAAAGUAUGUCAUUUUCUUUUUCAAGAAUAACAAAGAGGAUCUGGUGAAGGUUGGAGAGAUGGUGAAGAAGGGGGCUGUGAAGAUCCAGCUGGACUCGACCUUCGAGUUCGAGGAGACCGUAAAGGCAUUUGAGAAACUUCGCUCUGGAAGGGCGAGAGGCAAGAUUGUUGUGCAUGUUGCCAAUUCUUGA
Molecule: messenger RNA, 1371 nt
Organism: Penicillium olsonii
Lineage: Eukaryota; Fungi; Ascomycota; Eurotiomycetes; Eurotiales; Aspergillaceae
Source: the annotation of a GenBank genome assembly